Molecule: messenger RNA, 2115 nt
Organism: Pichia kudriavzevii
Lineage: Eukaryota; Fungi; Ascomycota; Pichiomycetes; Pichiales; Pichiaceae
Exons: 1
Coding region: 1-2115 (704 amino acids)
Biological process (GO): phosphorelay signal transduction system
Source: RefSeq, a predicted model, not a curated record
AUGUAUUCUUCAAAUAUGUUCCCCUUUCCUAAGAAAAAAACCACCGAUAGCGGAACCCCUAAUCAUAUGGGAUUGAGUUUCCAUCCGUCUUCGACACCAUCCAUCACAUCCUAUGCACUGCCAAAUGCUUCAAGUCAAAGUCCAUCAUAUCUCUCUUCGUCAACACCAACUGCAAAGUUAGAGCAGCCAACACAAUUUACCAUUUCUUCAUCUCCUGUUGUCCCGCCAGAAUCGUUACCGGGUAGUUAUUAUGAACAUCUUACUCCUGCAACACUGGAACGUGGGAGUUCCAAUGAUAGCUUUAUACCGGCGCCCAAUUAUCAACCUGGUUCUAAACGAAAUAAUUCUAAGCUAGGCGCCAAUACUGACAACGAGAGAGCAUCAGUCGAGGAAAUUGUACCGUCAAACAAUAUUGGAGGUUCAACUUCGUACAAUCCUACAAGAAAUUUCUCACAGAACCAACACUUUAUUCAAAACCAACUAACUCGACCCGUGACAAAGGGUGACGCAUUGAGAAGAGUAUGGGUCAGGAAAAAUCAACAUACAGCAACAACUAUCACUGUGGGCCCUAACGACAUAGUUGAUGAUUUGAAAUACAUGAUUGCAAACAAAUUCCCCACCACAUUAGCUCGAUCUUAUGAUCCAUCAGAUCUAAUAAUAAAAAUGAAUAUACCUUUUGAUACUAAGAUCAAGAAUAAUACCCCCUUGAGUGAAACUUUUGCUUUGGGAAUUAAUCCUCAGAAAAGAGGCGUGCAAGCAGAAGGUUCACAAUCUCCUCAUUCAAUAAAUAACGCUUCAUUUACCAGGUUUCAACCGCCUCAACCUAUAACUGAAAUUAAGAGGUCAAAUACCCCACUAUCACCCGAAACAACGCUAGGCUACAGUUUAUCAAACGAGCCGACAAUCAAUGAUUCUAUACGUUGCUCCUCUAGAACUAUAGCACUUGAACCAGACUUAUUAGUGUGGUCAGUACUCGAUAAAUAUUUCCCUGGAGGAAUGAAAAUGUCUGAUGCGUUUAUCAUUGACACGAAUGUUUCCCCAACAGAAGAUACUUUUAAGCCCGAGUUUAAACAACGACUAAACCAUUCUUUGUCUUACAGCGGAAAUUUGAAUGAUCGUAACGAUACAAUACAGUGUCAACCAAUUCCGGUGAGACCACAGUCAAUGGUAGCCAAGAAAGUGGCUACAUUGGGAAACCAAAAAGUACCACCACCUAGACUAAGGCCUUCUGCGACGUAUGUCGAGCUUAGUAAUCCAGCCCCCCAAAGUUCAGCUGUUAUUCUUUUCUCCAAAGACGUUAGGGACGAUUCCAAAUCACCGCUGAACAUUUCAAGAGACUUAUCUACGUCUCCACCCAAGAAGCUUUCUACAGUACCACCUCCUCUGGCAUUAUCAAACUCCAAAACUAGCGAAUCAGAUCAGGGUAGUAGACUGGAUACUGUAAGUGUCAAACGAAAACCCGAUCCAAUUUUAAGGCCGAUAUCCACCUCGAAAGGCCAGCUGAGUGAUUCAACAGUUGUGUCAUCUCCGAACUCGGUAUCUACGAUAACACCAAAUGCAGGGACUAAAAAGAACAACAAGAAAUCAAAAGGAAAGCUAGGCAUAUCUAAGAUGUUAACGCACAUAAAUGUUUUGGUUGUUGAAGAUAACCUUGUCAAUCAAAAAAUUAUGGCUCACCAUUUGAAAUCAUGUAAUGUUCAGUUUCAAAUUGCUUCUACAGGUAAGGAGGCAUUAGAAAUUUGGAAACGGGGAGGGUUUCAUCUUUGUUUUAUGGACAUUCAGUUGCCCGUGAUGAGCGGUAUCGAAGUUACAAAGGAAAUUAGACGUUUGGAGAGGUUGAAUCAUAUUGGUAGUAUAUCAACACAUGCAUCUGAAGAUCACCAUGAGCAUAAAAACCCUGCGGAUAUUCUAGACUUAUCUUUAUUUAGGUCUCCUAUAAUCAUUGUCGCCCUUACUGCCUCUACUGGUGCAGCAGAUCAACAGAAUGCAUUGGCUGCCGGUUGUAAUGAUUAUUUGACCAAGCCUGUUCAGUUGAAGUGGUUGAGAAAUAAACUCACAGAGUGGGGGUACAUGCAAGCUUUAAUUAACUAUGAUUAUUUCAGAACAGAGUCGUAG